Messenger RNA from Mobula hypostoma (lesser devil ray), 976 nucleotides. It is a transcript of the gene rwdd1, whose product is annotated as RWD domain containing 1. The record is from RefSeq and is a predicted model, not a curated record. Bases 88 to 804 code for a protein of 238 amino acids. NCBI's taxonomy places the organism in Eukaryota, Metazoa, Chordata, Chondrichthyes, Myliobatiformes, Myliobatidae. Gene Ontology annotation, biological process: cytoplasmic translation. Gene Ontology annotation, molecular function: protein binding. The transcript has 7 exons.
AAUCGAUCGACGAUCCGCAGCUGGGUACGGAGGCCGGUGUGUCUGACGGGAGGCGCUGCUCUCAAUGGCCUUGCUCCACCGUGCAAGAUGACUGAUUAUUGCGAGGAGCAGCGCAACGAGCUGGAGGCGCUGGAGUCCAUCUACCCGGACUCGUUCACAGUGGUGUCGGAGAAUCCUGCAAGUUUUACCAUAAGGGUAACAUCCGAAACGGGUGAAAAUGAAGAAACGGUUGAAGCAACCCUCCAAUUCACAUACGUGGAGAAAUACCCAGAUGACCCUCCGAAGUUUGAAAUUGCCACACAUGAGAAUCUUCAGAACUCUGAUACUGCAGAUAUAAUGUCACUGUUAACUGAGCAGGCACAGGAAAACAUUGGGAUGGUCAUGAUAUUUACCUUAGUGACAGCUGUUCAAGAAAAAUUAAACGAAAUCGUCGAUCAAAUAAAAUCUCGCAAAGAAAUGGAGAAGUUAUUAAAAGAGAAAGAAGCUGAAGAAAUUGAAAAGGCUAUUUUCCAUGGCACACCCGUAACAAUUGAGAAUUUCUUGUCUUGGAAAGCAAGAUUUGAUGCAGAGUUAACUGAAAUGAAGAAAAAUCAAAAAGAAGACGAGCAAGGCGGAAAAGUUAAACUGACAGGAAAGCAGCAAUUUGAAACGGAUCAUAACCUUGACACAUCUGACAUUCAGUUCUUGGAAGAGGGUAACAAUGUGGAAGUUGAUGAAUCUCUUUUCCAAGAUAUGGAUGAUUUAGAAUUAGAUGACGAUGACGACCCAGAUUAUAAUCCUGAUCUCGAGAGCGACAAUGAUUGACUUCAAUUUUGAAAAAGUGCACCAUUUACAAAAUGGCAGGAUGAACGUGAAUUAAGUCACAGUAUCUGUGACUACUUGUAUUGCAAUUAGCAAGCAGCGGGGAAAAAAGUUUUUUUUAAUCUAAUUUCUGUAUGCCUUCAUCACUGUUCAAUAAAUUUACUCCAAAAGUUAA